GGUGGAAGUGUCCAGCAUGUGCUCCAGGCUGUCACCUAGGAUAGUAAUGAGUUGCCUUCUUCAUUCCGGCAGGUGCAAUUCUUCUGGGCCCAGCUGCCAGAAAUCAUGGCCAUGUUUUGUGACAGGGAUGGAGGGCAUGUCAUGGAGGCCAUGCAUAAAGCUGCAGACAUCAUCUACCUCCUCAACAGGGAGGGGCUUGGCUCCAUCUCCCAGGACAUUGCCGUCAGCCUUCGCCCCUUCAUUGAUGACGAGAAGGGCAGUGUGCGCUCAGCUGCCAUUUUACUGCUUGGCAACGUGGUGAGCAGGGUGCAGGACUCCGACAAACCCUUCGUGCAGCAGGAAAUCAUCAACUGCUUGCUCCUGCUGCUGCUGCAUCUUGAAGACCAGGAUGAGAGUGUGGCACUGCCAUGUAAACUGACGCUCUUCCGCUGCGCAGAGUUCCUCGGGUGGGCUCAUUUGAAGACGCUGUUCCGCAGCAUGGCCUGGGAUGGAUCCUCACAGCUCUUGAAGCAUCUCUGCAAUUGCUUGAUAAAAAAUACUAUCCACCAUUACGGCGAUUUGUUGUCUGAAAAAGUGAAUGAAGAUGGCAUCUCCCGCCUGUAUGAAGACAUCUAG
This is a messenger RNA of Dermochelys coriacea (leatherback sea turtle), 615 nucleotides long. RefSeq names its product maestro heat-like repeat family member 5. The transcript is spliced from 5 exons. Bases 106 to 615 code for a protein of 169 amino acids. Gene Ontology annotation, cellular component: cytoplasm. The record is from RefSeq and is a predicted model, not a curated record. NCBI's taxonomy places the organism in Eukaryota, Metazoa, Chordata, Testudines, Dermochelyidae.